AAUUUAACUCAAAGCAGCUGGCUCACAAGCAUUCAGACGCUGUCAUUGUUGGCUCUGGCUCUAAAACUUUUAGAUUAUUUAGACAAGUUUGUGAUUCAAAUAUUAUGCAGAAAGUUUACAUAAAGAUAUAUUUUCAACAUUUGAAAAUAGAUAUUAAAAGUGUGACAUGACAGUUUAGUAAAGUCCAUAUUUUUGUUAUUUCUUCAUAGUACUUUAUAUUUUCAGCCUGUGCAAAACAACAAACGCUAAGCUGCCAUGAGUUUAUCCCAGAACAUCUCGAUUGUUCAUCCAGAAUACUUUUUCAUCACUGGGCUUACAGAUGCACCGUACAGCACUUACUUCUAUAUAUUCUUAUUUAUCAUAUAUAUUAUUUCUGUAAUUGGGAACUCAAUAGUCCUUCUCAUUAUAGCUCUUCACCGGAGCCUGCACAGUCCAAUGUACAUUGGUGUGUUUAACUUGGCCUUGGCAGAUAUUGGUGAAACUAAUGCACUGAUCCCUAACAUGAUCAAGAAUUUUGUUUUUGACUCACGGUACAUCUCAUACAAUGCUUGUUUGGCAAACAUGUUUUUUGUGAGCUUCUUUAUUACUGUGCAGACUUACACUCUUGUUGUUCUGGCAUUUGAUCGUUUCAUUGCAAUCUGUUUGCCACUAAGAUAUAAUGCUAUAGUGAAUAAUAAGUUCAUGGCUAUAUUGUUUUCAGUAAUAUGGGCAUUUAACGCCUUUCUUGUAACACUGUCAACAUCUUUGAUGACCAGACUUUCAUUCUGUAAAUCCAACGUGAUAGAGAGUUGGUAUUGUGACUAUGACAGAUUGGUGAGGAUGCCAUGCAAUGACAGUAGCAUUAAUAAUGUUAUAGCAAUCCUCAUUCAAGCUUUUUUCCUUGUAGCACCACCCUUCAUUAUAGUCCUGUCAUAUCUGGGCAUUUUUAUUGCUUUAUGUAAAAUUACAACUUGGGAAGGACGUUUUAAAGCACUAAAGACCUGUGUUUCUCACCUUUUGGUAGUUGGAUCAUUCUUUCUUCCCAUAAUAUCCAAUAUUGUUUCUGCAUCUUCUGCUAAUGCCAAGAUCAUCGGCGGAACUCUUUCAUUAACUCUUCCACCAAUGCUAAAUCCCAUCAUUUAUGUUUUAACCACAGCUAAAAUCAAAGACUUAAUCAGAAAAAUGCUUAACAACAGAUCUGCACAAAUUAGAGUGAAUGUUUCAAAAUGACUGUAAUGAUCGUCUAUGUGAUCUUCAAUCACUGUGAAUUAAAUGAUCUAAAAUUACAACAAUAUGUACUUUACGGAUAUUUUUAGAUCCAAUAAGUGGAAAAUAAAAGUGUACAAGCAGAAAAUAAACAUGUAGAGUGGACACAUUAGACGUGUGUGUUGGUUAACAGCAGUGAAAUGAUGUUUAUUUAUUUAUGAAUGCAUCCAUCUGAUUUCAAGUGUGUGUAGUGUAUGUGUUUGUUCUUAGUUACUGACCCCAAGACCAAACAAACUGAAAAGACAAAUAUUUAAGCAAGAAAUUGUUGAAAUUAUUAUUGUUAAAAUUUCUAUCAGGAAUAACGGAAAUACCAAAGAGCAGGUUUGGUAAAGACAAUGUUUUAAUAACAGUUGAUAUAACAACAGCAAAAACAUGGCAGAGAUAAUGGUAAUAAAAUCAAAAGAGGCAGAUGCAGACAGCAAUGCUUCAAUGUUCAGUAUAUACUAUAAUCAUUAAAGAAACAGGAUUGCAUGCACAAACUGUUGUGGGGAGAAGGCCAGUGAAGGAAUAAUGCAGAUUGUUUUUAUAAUUCAGACACUUGAAAAUAAUUUUAAUGUCAGCCACCAAAGUGUUAUUAUUUAUUUUAUUUUUUUUCAAUGUCAUUGAGGGCAAAUUCAAAUAAAUGUAUUUCACUGUUUUUUUCUUUCUUUUUUUUUCUUUUUUUUUUUUUUUUUGCAAAAAUGUCAAGUUAUGGGUAACACUUUAUAAUACAGUGAUAAAGUAAUCAUUUUUUGGAUAUCAUUCGCAAACUAUUUAUAGUUAAUUUAUAGUUAAUAUAUUGUAGUCUCUACUCUCUACAUUGUAAUGUAUUAACCCUCUGGAG
Messenger RNA from Megalobrama amblycephala (Wuchang bream), 2068 nucleotides. RefSeq names its product olfactory receptor 1-like. Gene Ontology annotation, biological process: G protein-coupled receptor signaling pathway. NCBI's taxonomy places the organism in Eukaryota, Metazoa, Chordata, Actinopteri, Cypriniformes, Xenocyprididae. Gene Ontology annotation, cellular component: membrane. The transcript has a single exon. The coding region runs from base 256 to 1209 and encodes 317 amino acids. Gene Ontology annotation, molecular function: G protein-coupled receptor activity; olfactory receptor activity. The record is from RefSeq and is a predicted model, not a curated record.